AGCAGCAUCGUCUUGUAUCACUGGACCCAGUCUUUCAGCUCCAGAAGGUCCGUCUAGUGAUUGCAGAAAAAGGUGUGCUGUGUGAUGAGCGGGAUGUUAGUUUGCCGUUGACUGAACACAAGGAACCCUGGUUCAUGCGUCUCAACCUGGGUGAAGAAGUGCCGGUACUAAUCCACGAGGACAAUAUUAUCAGUGAUUACAAUCAAAUCAUUGAUUAUUUAGAGAAAAGCUUUGUGGGAGAAAAUGUCCCAGUAUUAAUUCCAGAAGCAGGGAGCCUUGUAUAUUCCAGAAUGCAACAUUACAGAGACCUGUUGGACUCACUUCCUAUGGACGCCUACACUCACGGCUGCAUUCUGCACCCAGAAUUGACGACAGACUCCAUGAUCCCAAAGUAUGCCACUGCUGAGAUCCGAAGACAUUUAGCAAACACAGCAGCCGAGUUAAUGAAGCUUAACGAAGAACAACCUAAACUCACAGAGCCAUAUGUUUCGAAACAAAAGAAGCUAAUGGCCAAGAUAUUGGACCAUGAUGAUGUGAACAAUCUGAAGAAAAUCCUGAGCGAGUUAGGGAAGGUUUUAGAUGAAGUGGAAGCACAACUUGAGCGGUGGAAACAGGAAUUAGCAGGACAAAAAUGUGAAAUGUGGCUGUGUGGAUCAGUCUUUACCUUAGCAGACAUUACUCUUGGAGCAACGUUACAUCGCCUCAAAUUCCUGGGUCUCGCAAAAAAGUACUGGGGAAACGGAAGCCGACCCAAUUUGGAAGCGUACUUUGAAAGGGUGCAGAAACGUGCUGCAUUCCGAAAGGUUUUAGGAGACAUACACACCACAUUACUGUCUGCCGUUUUGCCGAAUGCAUUCCGCCUUGUGAAAAGAAAACCACCUUCUUUCUUUGGGGCCUCGUUUUUAAUGGGAACCCUAGGUGGAAUGGGAUAUUUUGCUUACUGGUAUCUGAAGAAAAAGUAUAUGUAAUUCCUAAAUGUAAUUCUGUGGUCUGUGUAAAUGUGUGAUACUAUGGAAUGUUUAAAAAAAAACAUGAAUAAUCUCUCCAGGUGAACUCUGUAGUACUGGUAACAUUCCAUGCAUUAGGAUGGUAUAUAAUACUUUAACUGCCUUUUUUUUAAAAAAAACACAUCUUAAUUCAAGACCUCUGACACACAUCUCGGGCCAGAACUACUCUAAGAUUCAUAAAUGUCACCAGGUAGUAAAACAGUCAGAAGCAAAAUCAAUAUAGCUUUAGAAAACUACGUUGUACCUUACCUUUAAACAGCAAGCGAUCCUACGUAACUCUUUCCUGUCGGUAGAAUUUAAAACCAAAACCAGUUCUGACACCUUAAAAUUAUUUUGAGCAAUUUAAUCAUUUGUUUGACUGCUACCCAAUUCAGCUUUAGCUGACAGGAUGCACAGUAUUGAGGAUGAUCAGAUCUAUAGAAUCCCAUUUGGAACAAACACUUAUUUCCUGCUAAUGUUAAAAUGUUUUGAUGCCACUUUGAAAGAAUUUAGCGAAUCAUUUCAAAGCCCGGUUUGGGGGCAACACAUUUUAUGAAAUAGCAGAAAUAAAUUGAGUGAAAUUCGUGAUGAAAAACAUGGAAGUCCAAAUUCAUGACUGCCAUUGAGGAGAUAAAUUAAAGUGCACUUAUUCCUCCUCAAAAUUGUCCCUCAUAUUUUCUCCUAUUAGAAGGCACAAUUCAUACUGGGAUGGAUAUACAGUUGUUUCACUGACAGUAGCAAUCCUCCAACACCUCGUAUCUCAGCCUGAAUCUGCAUGCAACCAAUGUCUAUUCAUACAUGUUCCAGUAAAGAUCUUUGAAACAACAUUCUUCAUUGACAAAGUUGGUGCACAGCACUAAGGCGAUUGCACCAUCCAAGAAUUGGCUUGACUGAAUUCAGCUAACUGAGCAAAGGCCAGGGAUCAAACUUCCUCAGUCUGUAUGGUUAUUAUCACAGUAUCUGGUACACAGUCAUCAGAGCUAUUAAGGAUUUUUUUUAAAAAAUGGUAAGUGCAAAGGACACACUUGCUGGCCUCUGAUAGUUGCUAUACUUUGCAAGUGGCUAUUCCAUUAAUAGGCCCCUUUCAUUUACAAAAUGGUUGAAUUGUGAUUUCUGUUUUGCUAAGAGCUAACUACACACUUACAGUAACAAAGCAGCUUAGACGAAUCCACUUCACUAGCUCCAGACCAGGUUUUGAGUCGACGCAAAAAUCUAAAAGCUGUUAUGCAAUAGUAACACGCCAACACAAGCCAAUGAAACUGAAAUGUAUCUGAACCAACCCACACAUAAAACUGGUUAAUAAUAACCAGGUGUUGAGUUCCUCUGGAUCAUCAUUUAAUCACUGUAUCAAGCGAGAAUAGAUUUAUGUAGAACAAGCUUCACAUAAGACCAGAAGGCAGAAAUGGAGACAGCAGAUAAGAGGGAAUAGGGAAUACUAACAAGCCAUUAAUAUGUGGAUCAUUAGUUAGAUGUCAUUGUAUCCACAAACCAUCAUUACUUUAGCCAACUACUUAGUUGAAGGUGGUUGUACAAAGGAACAAGCUCGAGAUGGAAUAAAGCUCAGCUAAUCAGAAGCUCUGUGUAUAUUCAAUUUUUCGAAAAACACAUUGUGUUCUACCUCACGUCCAUAAAUCUGGUUCACUGAAAUAGAUUUCCAUAGCAGAAGCAAAUAGAGAGAGUCCACAGGUUGUACUGUAAAACAAAUCAUUUAAAUUUUCUUAAAACAAUCAAGACAAAUCACUGCAUCUGCUCAGUUCAAUUUCAAUGCAAAUAUCAGUACACACAAACAGGAACCAGGCCUUUUUGGCCUCACUGUUUACAUCAGGAUUCUAGCUUGAUCACUCAAGAUUCCUGACCACAAUAGCAGCCUUAAGACUACACUGUUAUCAAAAUCAA
This is a messenger RNA of Callorhinchus milii (elephant shark), 2882 nucleotides long. It is a transcript of the gene gdap1l1, whose product is annotated as ganglioside induced differentiation associated protein 1-like 1. Lineage: Eukaryota; Metazoa; Chordata; Chondrichthyes; Chimaeriformes; Callorhinchidae. The record is from RefSeq and is a predicted model, not a curated record. The transcript is spliced from 6 exons. The coding region runs from base 135 to 968 and encodes 277 amino acids.